CCCAGCUGCGGAGCCAGCCAAGCAGCUGGCUGGGAGGGCUUCCAUCACCGUCCAGCGACUGCCGCAGCGCAGCUGGGAAGAAAAGGAAGGGGAAGGGGUCGAUCGCCGGGUCCUUGCACAGCCUCUGAAGGGUCGAUGGAUACCCUGUCCUGCUUGUGAGGCACGCGGCGCGGUGGCGCCUUUGGAAGUGCCGCGAAGCCAGCAUGUGGACUGGCCAGACCCAUAUUGAGGAGGCCAGGCCACAGCUCCAAAAGCAGCUAGUGGUGGGUCAGUGGAAAGUGCUUUCAUCAACUAACAGAGGGCAAGAGUUACAGCUCCCAGAGUCUUCUGUCAAGAGCCUGGCCGGUGGGGAUGAGACCCAGUCGGUGGCACAACUGAAUGUCUCCCGUUUGCGCAGCUCCUCGGUAGAAAUCCGUGAGAAAGGCUCUGAGUUCCUGAAGGAGGAGCUCCAUAGAGCUCAGAAGGAAUUAAAGUUGAAAGAUGAAGAAUGUGAGAGACUUUCCAAAGUCAGGGAGCAGCUGGAGCAGGAACUGGAAGAGCUGACAGCAAGCUUAUUUGAGGAAGCCCACAAGAUGGUCCGGGAGGCAAACACCAAGCAAGCAGCCUCAGAGAAGCAGCUGAGGGAGGCUCAAGGGAAGAUUGACAUGCUGCAGGCAGAGGUGACAGCCUUGAAGACGCUAGUUAUAACAUCAACUCCUUCCUCGCCAAAUCGGGAGUUGCACCCACAACUUCAGAGCCCCACCAAAACAUCCUUCAGAAAGGGACAUGGACGCAACAAGAGCACCAGUAGCACCGGUGCAAUCACAGUUGCUGGCCAGAGUGCACCCCAGGAGUCAGUCAACAGCGAAUUCAAAGAGUCUGGGGUACCCACUCUCCUCUCCCUGCUGCUCUGUAUCGUCCCUGCGAAGGCAAUCCACAUCACCUAUGAGCCAGGCUGGCGGUUCCUGGCAGCAGACUCUCCUUUCUCCUCUCCUCUCUCGCGGCAGGUGGACUCCAUCUUGUUUGCAGAAUUUCAGGCUUGGAAGGAGUCUCCAACAUUGGAUAAAUCGUGUCCUUUUCUCAAGCGGAUUUACCAUGAAGAUGUAGGCCCUUGCCUGGACUUCACCAAGCAUGAACUUUCAGAGCUAGUUCAGGCAGCUGUGGAGCAGAACACCCUUACCAUUGAACCAGUGGCUACUCAGACAUUGCCGGUAGUGAAGGUGGCAGCCAUUGAAUGCGGUGGACCAAAUGGGUUCCGGUCCCAAAUUAUAACGAAAUGCGCUCUGAGCGGCCUGUCCCGAGCCUGCAAGCAUCGCAUCAAAUUGGGGGAUUCUGGGAAUUAUUACUACAUUUCCCCUUCCUGCAGGGCCAGGAUUACAGCUGUAUGCAACUUCUUCACUUACAUUCGGUACAUCCAGCAGGGACUGGUGAGACAAGAUGUGGAAUUGAUGUAUUGGGAAGUCAUGAGGCUUCGGAAGGAAAUGUCCAUUGCUAAACUGGGCUUCUAUCCCAGCGAGAUGUAAAUGGAAGAUGAUGAUCAGGAAGGAUUUUUGCUGUCAGUUAUUCUGUGGACACCCAGAAAAUCGAUGACAGAAUGUCUGCUCAUAUUCAAGAUGGUGCAAUAUUAAUUGAAAAUGUAAGAAGCACAGGCUUUUCCUGUUGAGUGACAACUUCAGUUUCUUGAGAGCACCUACUCCAGGCAUUUUUACCUAGUGAAUAUGAGCUCUCUGGCACUAUGGAAUGAGGCCAUGUUGGAACUCCUUCCUUUUUUCUAUGCAUUCCUCCUCAGCCAGUAUAUAAUGUUCUACUUAAAAGCCACUCUAUAUACACACAUAUAUAAAUAUAUAAAAACAUAUUCCUGAGGCCUCGGCUGGACCUUGGGCUCAUUAUCUGUUUGCCAUUCUGAAAUCUUAAGUGCUAUUGAUCAUUGCUGCAUAAUGGAUAGAUAGAUAAACUACUGCUCCAGCUUUCCAAAGACAUGCUCUUGCUGAAAACGGCCUUCCUUGAAAGCUGCAAGGUGCAGAUUCCUCCAGUAUUUCUUAGGAGCUUGAAAGAGGUAGUUGGGAAAGGUUUUGCUUUUGUUUCUGAUUGUAGCUCAGGGUUUUCCUUUGAGGGAUCCACAGACCCUUUGCCAUACUCUGCACGCUGGUAUUAAAGCCACUCCUGAUCAAAACCCCAGUCACGAUGGAAGGAUGGGGAAAUGAUCUAAUGGAUAGCCACUUGUAACUGAUGGACUUCUUUUUUAUGCCACGGACAUUCUAGAACAAGCUCUUCCUACCUGAAAUUCUUUCUCCCAAGGCUUCUUCAACUAUGCUUCGUUGCAUUCAACAUACCAGUCACGGAUCCAUUGCCAUGACCUUCUUUAGCCCACAUUUCUGCUGUACUCCUGGUUCUCAUUUAGAGGCUUGCAUUUGGCUAAGUAUUUUCUAAACUUAAGCCCUCCCCCCCACCCCCACCUGAUUCACAUCCAAAGAUUGACCACAGAGACUGAAUUUUCUAGUAAGUCCUUAUACACAUUCUGCAGUUUUUAAAAAAGUGGGGGCUAUCUGGAUUUCAUAAGUGAAUCUUCAGUUUUGAUGCUACAGUAUUGAUGAGGAUCUCUCUCUUUUUAUUGUAUUUUAGGGUAUACUAAAAGUUGAUAUUGAAUUUUUAAUUCAAAUAUCUAGAUGAUCUGUUGGGUGUAAAUACAAUGAAAAUGCCUUUCAUUUUCUUUGGUUAAAGAAGGAAACAGCUUUUCCUUUGGGAUAAUAUUUUGAAACUUCUGAGAUGAGAACAGCUGAUACAGGCUUCCUAGAAGACAUAAUUUCCCUUGGUAGCCAUUCCCUCCUACUUUCAGACCGAGUGGUCUAGUUGCUGGUUACUGAUUGCGGAAGGCACUUGCUAUUUCAGCUUCAGCUGAAUAAUGACAAUGAAAAUCAGGUUUUGUUGGUAAUCCAUGAAUUCACAAAGCCUCUACAAACAGAGUCUCCUGCUUGGAUGAAUUUAGCCAAUCAAUUCAGCUAGUGUUACUGAGAGAUUGUUCCAUUGGUUCCAUUGGGCAUGUAUACCUGGUUGGCAGCAGAGUUUUGCAUACAUUGUGGCUUCCUUUUGGCUCCUUAUGAUUACACCCUCGUCCCAGAUCUGUGUGGACUUUACCAGGUUUUCAACUCUACCAUCAUAAGAGGAGGAAGCCAGAACAUGACACAGUGCCUAGAGGUUAUCAACUGAUCAUUGGUGGGGUUGUUGGGAUUAUGUUCUGAAUGCGAUGUGAAGCCACAUCUGACUGACAACACAUCUGAGUUGUCUAUAAUAGCUGAAUUGGACCCUACCAUUUCCAUUCUUGGGGAAGUAAUGUUUUCUUCAGUUUGCCUUGAAAUUAAUAGGUUGACUUCACUAAUAUGUUGUGUUUAUGAGCAAUAGAACAAGCACUCUUUGGCAUUUUCCUGGAAGUUAUUGACUUGGGAGUGUUUGAUAGUGUUGCAUAUCAAACAGUAUUUUCUUGACCCAGUUCUUGGAGUGGAACUAAAGAUGCCCCACUGCUUUGUUGUUCACUAUCCCUACUAUCCUACUAUCCUAAUCAUUUAUAGCACCACUUGAGGGCUAAAGACAUAGCAGUCAGGAACUCUUCUCUUAAAGGAUGUAUUUGGGAAAUAUGCUGUUGAAAUUACUUAAUCAGGAGAACAAGUAGUAACACACCCUUUUCCUGCUAUAAGAUUUCUGUGCAUCACAGGGCACCUGCACCAAGAUGGAUGAAUAAGCCAGAGUUUUAGAAUUGCUUCUAUUACAACAGAGAGUGCUGCCUUUAUAAUCUCACCUCUCAGACACCUAAAAUGAUGAACUAUGUGAGUAUAUGAAGAACGAUCUUUUGGGCCAGAGAUGCAGUUAGUCAUGUAGCAUCUUGCAAAGACCGCAGAAUGAAAUUGUCAAAGGAGGCCUUAAAUCUAUUCAUACUCAGUGGUGAGCAUGUAUCUGAUUGCUUUUCUAUUGAGCUAAAACCAGAAGUGAAAUGGUUUCUAGCAACAUUUGCUUCAAGAAUAUUGACUUCUGCAAUUUUGCCUACUAGGUGAUUAAGGAAUUGACCUAUUAAGGAUGCGCCCUAGAGCAUUCUGAUAUUCAAUCACCUUUCCCCAGCCCAGUGUCCUCCUGAUGGGUUAACUGAGAACUCUAGUCCAGCUCAUCUGGAAGACAGUAAGAAGGUGGAGGGUGCAUUAAGGCACUGUGAUAGGCAAGCAAAUAAUAAAAGAUGGUGAAGAACAACUGAAGAGAUCCUUGUAGAAAUGGUGACUGCCUUAUGAGAAAUUUCAGUUUGUUCAUUGAAAGGAGAUUUAGCAUUGUUUUGAGUACAAAAUGAACUGUUGUGAAGAAAUAUCCUCUGAAAUUUCAUCUGCAAAAAGUAUUUCUCACACUAAAUUCCCUGCAAAGGCCUCCAGUUUAUUUCAUACUGGCUGGAGGUUUUGCAUUGUCAUUAUUUACUUAUCAAUAUUUGGUCCAAUAAGAGAUGAAGGAAAUGAUUAGAUCAAGAUGGCUUUGCUAGCUGCCAGUUUUCCCAAAUUACAAGAAUUGGUUGCCUGAAAAGAAAGAAAAAAGCAUAUUACAGCAGCUUUGAAUCUUUUCUCCUGGUUGCAUUAUUAUCUCUUCCUUAUUUCUGUGUUCCUAUUCUAAUAACGUAUGCUGAUUUCUAUUUAAUAAAUAGACUCCAGUGUUGACAUGAAGCUGGUUCUUAUUGCCAUUGGACUUAUUUCUUUUGAAGUCUGCAUGUAUUCCAGUGAUAAAAUAAACAAGGCAUUACAACCCGUA
Molecule: messenger RNA, 4755 nt
Organism: Pantherophis guttatus
Lineage: Eukaryota; Metazoa; Chordata; Lepidosauria; Squamata; Colubridae
Gene: RAB3IL1
Product: RAB3A interacting protein like 1
Biological process (GO): exocytosis
Cellular component (GO): Golgi to plasma membrane transport vesicle
Molecular function (GO): guanyl-nucleotide exchange factor activity
Source: RefSeq, a predicted model, not a curated record